AUGGCACCGAUUAGAACCCCAAGGCUCAAGCUUCCGGCAAAAACGAAGAAGACGGUGCUGCCUCCAGGCAGCGCAGGCAAGAGAAAAAAUUCCACCGCUACCAAAAAUAAAAAUAAAGCUAAACAAGCUCCAACACCUGCACCUCCCCCACCAUCAUCCAUCAAUUCCAGCAACAAUUCAAUAAGCGAUGGCAAAGGAGACUCGGGGAUGAAGGAUAGAGCUCAUGACCAGGAUGAUACGUUGAUGAAGGACCCUCCUGAACCGCUCCUCCCGGUGAUUGAUCCUGCAAUCGACAGCUUGGAUUCAACAUUCAGGGAAGUGGACCCAAUUCCAACUUCACCAGCCCCAAACAAUCCUGUUGCGGUACCCAACCCCAUGGCAAUGUAUGAGGCUGCUAGGAAGCUUUGUGAUAAGGCUAAGCUUGAUGACAAGCAUUUUCAAGAUGCUAUUGAUAUUUUAAAUACCCCAGAUGGUCUGAUGAUCUUCCUAGUCUUCAGAGAAAUUCAACACUACCAGGAAGAGUCUCAAGGUCCCAGCAAGUCUACCACCAUCUCAGUCAACCAAAACCCAGAUGAUCAUAGCUCAUCCAAAGCACCGGCACCAAAUUUUCAAUACAGCAAUGCUAUCAAGGAUUGUAUUCAAGACCUUACAAAGGAAGCUUUCAUGCAAGCAGAUGUUCAAUGCUACACGCGCAAGUCCUUCAAGCCUGGUACGGGAGAUUGGUCACUGCUAACAAUAACAAUGAAAGGCUUGAAGAAACUGCCUGCUGAUGUGAUCAAGAAGGAGCUUCCCCCAGGCUUUGGCAGCGGUGACGGCCCGGCCAUGAAGAAGGUUGCAGCAAUGGUGCUCAAAAUCGAACAACAUGUCUGGCUCUCUGUACGCAAAAAGCUCCUUGAAAAAAUCAUUGACCCUGACACUAAGGAUUUCAACAAAGACGGUGUCGUACCCAAACUCCACAAGCUCACCGAGACACUUUAUUGCUUUCUGCACCCUGUCGAAGCAUCACUCAGCAACACUCAAUUUAUCCAAAACAUGGUGGCCCUUUUCCUUUCUUGA
Molecule: messenger RNA, 1056 nt
Organism: Puccinia graminis f. sp. tritici CRL 75-36-700-3
Lineage: Eukaryota; Fungi; Basidiomycota; Pucciniomycetes; Pucciniales; Pucciniaceae
Exons: 5
Coding region: 1-1056 (351 amino acids)
Source: RefSeq, a predicted model, not a curated record